GUGUGAUUUUCUAUGUUUGGUAGCCACAUAUUUUCAUUUCAUCGAAAGAAAAGGGAACACAGACGAAAUCCUCUGACCCAAUAAUGGUUUCAAAAUACCUUUCAUGCUUUUUCACUCCUGAAGAGUUUUUCAAAAAAGUUGUGCCUUGAAAUAUGAUCAAGAACCAAAAACUAAUUGAAGUAGUUUGAAAAAGGGUAAUGUUAUUCCAUCAUUCCUGUAAAUUAAAUUUUUUUUUUUUUUAAUAAUUUGGUCUCCAUGGACACUCAGCCAAAUUAAUCAAUAAAUAAUACGUCCUCUUUAUUAGUCGUUAUUCAGUUGGAUUUCUGAUUAAAUUUAAUUAAUUAAAUUACAUAAAAUAACAAUUGCAAACACACUCAAACAUGGAGGUUAUGGAAGAAGGAAAUUUAAUGGACAGAGUCCCAGUAUUGUUGCAAAGAGAUCUACAGUUUUAUCAGACACAUCAAAGAGUCCUGCAGGAGCGCAUUUGCCUAGGUGUGGUGGGAGGUAAGCUGGAUUUCCCACGUUAUGCAUCGUUUGCCGCAAUUAAAAUUGUUUUAUGGUGGGAAGAUGAAUAUUAUGCUUCUUAUCAAAAGCAUUCUGGACUAUUGCAUGCAGAAUGGGAACUGUUGUCACAUGACCCGACAGCUGUUAUUGUGAAGACCUCAGAUCCUGAAAAAUUCGUGAAUCUUGUAACGCGGUCGGCUGAUAUGCUGCUGGAGCAUCUACACAUACUUUCGCAGGAGUCAUUAGAUCAUGCCGAUCUCUCGGUGCUGACGGCAACCAUUGGUGCAGCGGCGCUCAUAAAGAAUUGUCUAAAUAUUUAUAUGCAAGCAGCUAAUGUGAAAAUCUUCCGUCCGAAGGGCAAUGAAAAGGGUGGCGCAUUAAGAUUAUCCUAUAAGCAAUAUUUCCAAAUGGCCGAAGCUCUAGCGGAAAGAUUAUUGGAUCUACAUUGCAGACUGCUGUUGUUGUAUAUCGUACAAGAUGCGGAUUGUCUGAAUUGGGAAAACAGUCAACCGUUUUUCGAAUCAGAACGUGGUUCCUACACUAUACAAAUGUGGUGGCACUAUAUCCAGGGCAUUAAGGACGAUCUGUGGAAUUCAGUGCCGCCAAAGAUGGCCCAACGUAUUUUUGCGGGUAUUUUAAACGAAACUCUGAGUGUGCUUACAGCGCGAUAUUCGUCAAUUUUAACCAGUGUCGAAAGAGCUCCGUUACAUUUGGCCGAUAUCUCUAAUAUGUUGUUUUGUGUAGCAGAAUUGCUGCCUUUCAUCUGUGAGAGUGGUGAAGCCUGUAUAGGUCUUCAGCUUCCUACUCAAAAUGCUAUAAUCCGCGAUGUACACGCUAAGUGUCGAGAGUUGUUUUACUGCCUUUUGUUACGUGGUGCACCGUUAGGAGUGCUGUCAAAGCUUUGUCGUAAGAAUAUCGAAAAUAUGGAAAUGUUUUCAUCCAGACAAGGAUUACCCUGCGCUUGGAUCUUAUUUGCAUCACCACGUCUUUUUUCAACUGAUAAAACUUUUCAGUGGGUAACUGAAUUCGGUGAUCUCAGCGCUAGAAUCGCCAUAUCGUUGGAAUUGAAAGUGCUUUUAGCGUUUCCCGAAGCAGAUUGGGCAUACUUAUUAAAGGUGCUCCUAAUGCGUAACGCACAGGUGACGGGUAUAAUUCUACGUCAUAUUUUUUCACACUUGCCAUCACCGGAUAAUUUCAAAAAUGAAAACAGUUCAUUUCUCAGCGACUUUGGUGAACAGAAAAAAUGUGAGGCAUUUCUGUGUCGGGGUGAAUGCUUAGAUUUAUCGGAUCACAUUAGAAAUCAAGCAGCAGAUCCUGUCGGUCAGUCUAAUUAUCAAAUUGUACUAUCCCUAACAUACUUGUUGGUGGCGGUUGGAAAGGCUGUCGAUAUUAAAUCGUGCCUCAUUAAAACGGUAGAAGAGAGUCCCGCCGGUUGGAGUGACUGUCUUGACAAGCGACAGGUUUGGAAUCAAAAGCGCCCACCUUGGCUAGAAGCUAUUAUGUAUUUUGUAUAUCCGGUUCUAAAUUGCGUUGUCGAUCUGUUAGUUAAUGCUGUCGAAGCGGGCGCUAGUAUGUACCAGGCAAUGUCACUGGCAUUAACAUGUGUUUCCGAGAUGUGGGAUUGUGUACCGGAGAGUCUCUACAAAGUAACAAUUUUGCUGCAAGACAUCAUACCAGUCUCAACACGCCCUCUUGGAGAUUCUGUGCUUAUGCAAGUAGUCUUUGCAGCAUUAUAUACGGACCUCAUUCGAAAAGCUAAAAUUUACGAAAAAGAAAACAAAAUUGAUAAAGCAUCAACUUGCUAUUCCAUCUCCGAAGCUAUAUGCUGUAUUGACGAAGACGACAAACAUACUGAUCAAAUCGAUUUGUUUCUAAAACAAACACGUGACUCCAUAGCGGUCGACACAAAUCCCCACUAUGAAUACAACGGUGGGGCACGCAGUUGGGUGAGCACCUUAAGUACAGUGAAGAUUGAUGAUUUAAAUACUACUAACACGGAGCGAUUAACACAAAGUCCGCCAAUAAAUUAUGCCUCGGAGUUAGAUGUGGGUAUAGCUGACUAUAUAGCAGAUAUAUUGGUGAGCGAUGUGCUCACAAGUAACAUUGGAAGGCAAGCUUUAAAGACAAGUUAUAGAUAUUUGAAGAAUAAUGCAGAUUGGUUAUUGGAACAGUUGGGUUCUGGUGAUCCGGUCAGUGGUCCAAACCCGGGACAGAGGAUCAAUGAACCCAAGGAUUCGAUAUUGUCAACUAUGUUUUUUGUUGGAAGUCAUACGUUCGACCAGCUUUUGAGCGGUGUACUUAACAUCGACUACAUUACUUGGCUGCAAACCCCUCUAUCUUUGAAUACCGAACGAGCUUGGCUACAUUUGUCUCGUCGUUGUGAUUUCCAGGAAGACUCCAAGCUUAGAAUGCCCGAGGUGACAAUGGUUGCUGGUAUUACUCAAGUCAUGAAGAAAAUGAAAUACCCCAAAAAACUUUAAACCUAGUUUUAAUUGACACACAUACUUGUGCCUAUGAACAAAUUGCUAGGUUGUUAGCGCUAAAAUUAGCGACAAAUGUUAGAAAAUACAAGUAAAAUGAGUUGAUAAUAAUUGGGUUGGAAUUAUAACCAAUAGGCUGAAAUAAGUUAACAAAUGUUUUAAAAAAUUCAGUUUAAAAGAAAAUUAAAUAAAAUCUUAUUUCACUUAAGCUAUAUAUUCAUAUGUUAAAUACCUGUAUUCUUGAAGCAAAAAAAAUUAAACAAAACAAAUAAAGAAAUCCGGGUGCAUCCGAACAUUAUAUAUUCGCGAAAUAAAUCGCAACCUGACCCCUAGAAUUGUAAGCAAACCUUACCCCACGCGCCCUUCAAAAUAUAAAAUAACCUAACCCACGUGACCCCACGUGAAAUUAUAAAGUAACUUUUGUUUACAUUUUAGCUGAGAUCAAUGACCUUUGUUUAUUUCCAUUUUGGUUGAGGUCAAUGACUUUUGAGUUUGGGGUUUGUUUACAUUUUGAGUGUUACUUAUUUACAUUUUGGAGGGUCUCAUAGUUUUGCUUAGAUAUUGAGAGUGACAUGGUGUCAGGAUUAACAAAAUUUUGAAGUCACGUGGGUGUUUUACUUUUUGAGGGACCACGUAGUGUAGGUUUGUUUAAUUUUUGGAGUGACAUGAGGUCAGGGUUGUUAAGAUUUUGAGGGGUCAUGUGGAGUAGUGUGUUUACAUUUUUACGGACGCGUUUACUUUUUUUGUGACGGCAGGUCACGUUGGAUCAGAUUUCUUUACGAUUUGCGGCCACAUGAGGUAUGGUAUUUAACAUUUUGAGGAGACACAGUUUUGUUUAUAUUUUGGGAGAAGCGUAGUGUGAGGUUAAUUUAUUUUUUGGCGGAUCACGUUGAAUGAGGUUAGUUUUCAUUUUGAGAGUCGCGUGGGAUCAGAUUGGUUUACAAUAUUGGGUUCACAUGUGGUUAUAUUUGUUAUAACCAAGAAAUACGUGUAACAGGUUUUAUUAAGAUAUAUAAUUUUUAUUCAAGUUAUCGCUUGCCAGCAGCAAUUUGAUAUAACGUGAUUUUUUUAUACCCCUUUAAAGGGUUAGAACCAACAGUUAUGAGAACAAUACUAUUAUACUCUGUGCAAUAAGUUACGAUCCCUCUAGUAUUUACUGUCAUUAUUUAUAUAUUUUUUGCUUAAUUUAUUAUAGUAAAAAAAAUCUUACGCUAUAGUAAACACAUAAUUACAAGUAAUUCUACAAAUGAAAACAUGUUCAAAAAUAUGCUACCGAUUGCAUUUUCAGACACUUGCGUUUUACUACGGUGAUUCUCUGAUUUAUGCUUACCGUUAUUUGUGGCACUUUUUGCUAUGUGCAUAUAACCCAUAUUUCUGUAGCGGCGUAAAAUCAUUUUUUAUGUUUUGCUGAUGCCAUAAAACCAAAAGAACUGAAAUAUAAAAUUUAGUAGCGACAAAAAUGUAAUCGAAUCGAAGAAUGAUUUUCACACGAACUGCUAAGAAAUUUGAGCUUAUUGCAAGAACUACAUAUAAAGAAGCGCUUAAUUACUCAUUAUUUAUUACACAUAUUUAUACUGGGUGACAUGCACAUUUUUCUGACAUGCUUGGUCUGACAUCUGUCAUUAAACUUCUGUUAGAAUUCGUAUCAUGGAACAGUACACACAGCCUGAGCUAGUUGCAAUCGCGUAGCUGCACUUUUAAAAGAAUAAACUGGUAUAUUUGUGGGUAAUUUGAUGUAGUUUGUGCUAAAAUUAUUUUACAAAGAAAGGUUUCUUUGGAAAUCAUUGUAGGUACAAUGUGGUGUUUACACGCCCUGCAUUAUACGGUUUAUCAUGGUUUGAUAUUAUAAAAAAAAUGCUUGUCUUCUUUUGACAAUAUUUAAACAUUAAAAAACUUAAAGGGAGAGCAAAUUAAAGUACACAUUUCACUAAAUAUAUAUGUAAUUAAGUAAUCGUACAACGGAAGUCAAUAAGGAUAGCAUGUUUAACCAUUUAUGUAUUUUUUUAAACGUUUACUUUGGUAAAAGUGUCGAACAUUUAAUAAAAUAGUGAAAAGAAUUUGGUGUAUUUUCCCAAAUGUUUUCGAUACUCAACAGCUGUUUCAAUAGUUAACAAAAUACACGCGUAAACAUAGGCUGAUACAUAGAGUAUACAAUGAAAUGCUAAUAAACACGUUUUAUUUACGAAGUAAUGUUUUAGUGGGGACUAGCUUCUAGCUAUAACUGUAUGUAGCGAAUAAGGCUGUAAAGUUCCAAUUCGAGUGUUUGAGUCUCUUGUUGCUUUUAUUUUUUUUUUGUGAGACCAAGUGUAUGUUUAAUGGUAUUGAAUAUGUAUGCCUAGUAAACAUACACGAUUUAAAUUAGGCUAGAUACAAUCGUUCGAGGCUGAGUUUAAUAAAAAUUCCAAAAAGCGUCAUAUUAUGCACAAAAAAGACUUAGGACAGGGAAUGUGUUCAGAGAGAGUGAUCAGAGUGUUUCGUGGGUUAUAUACUAUUCUUCUUCUUCUUGACUGGCGUAGACACCGCUUACGCGGUUAUAGCCGAGUCCAAAACAGCGCGCCACGUUUCCCUCCUUCUGGCAGUUUGGCGCCAAUUGGUAAUACCAAGCAAAGCCAGGUCCCUCUCCACCUGGUCCUUCCAUCGGAGUGGAGGUCUCCCUCUUCCUCGGCUUCCACCAGCGGGUACUGCAUCGAAUACUUUCAGAGCUGGAGCACUUUCAUCCAUUCGAACAACAUGACCUAGCCAGCGUAG
Molecule: messenger RNA, 5732 nt
Organism: Zeugodacus cucurbitae (melon fly)
Lineage: Eukaryota; Metazoa; Arthropoda; Insecta; Diptera; Tephritidae
Exons: 13
Coding region: 381-2984 (867 amino acids)
Source: RefSeq, a predicted model, not a curated record